Notothenia coriiceps (black rockcod) is the source of this 1140-nucleotide messenger RNA. RefSeq names its product A disintegrin and metalloproteinase with thrombospondin motifs 10-like. Gene Ontology annotation, molecular function: metalloendopeptidase activity. Lineage: Eukaryota; Metazoa; Chordata; Actinopteri; Perciformes; Nototheniidae. Gene Ontology annotation, biological process: proteolysis. Bases 1 to 1137 code for a protein of 378 amino acids. The record is from RefSeq and is a predicted model, not a curated record. The transcript is spliced from 9 exons.
AUGCGGGAAGGAGCUCUUGGAGUGGAGGGACCUUCUGCCUUCCUGUCCAGUCUCGGCCAGUAUGAGAUUGCCAUCCCAAUACGUGUAGAACCCAAUGGCGAGACUAUGGAUGCAGAAACGCCACAACAUCACAGAAGAAGACGCAGCACUGAGGACAGAGUGCCUGACUCUCUCUUCUACCAGCUGUCCACGUCACGUAACAACUUCCUGCUGAACCUGACGCUGCAGGGAGGCCUGCUGUCCAGGCAGUUCAGGGUCGAGUAUUGGAAGAAAGGUCGUUUAGCCUGGAGUCAUCCCUACUCUCCCCAUUGCCAUUAUGUAGGACACCUCCAAGACCAGCCGCACUCCAGCAAAGUCGCCCUGAGCAACUGUAACGGCCUGCAGGGGGUGAUUGUUGCAGGGGGAGAGGAGUACCUGAUUGAACCCCUUGUCUCACCAGAUAACCAGACCAGGACGGAGCGGGGGGAGAGAACAGAGGGGCGCCCCCAUGUGGUUUACAAGCGGUCAUCGCUCCGCCAUCAAUACAAGGGCAAAUCCUGUGGAGUCGUUGAUGAGAAGCCGAUGAAAGGCGCGUCAUGGUGGCAGCGAACUCUAAAGACGCCUCCCCAUCAUGUCGGUCGUGGCCAGCUGCCUCUAAAGCGCUCAGUUAGCCGCGAGCGCUACGUGGAGACGCUAGUGGUAGCUGACAAGAUGAUGGUGGGCUACCAUGGACGCAGAGACAUCGAGCAGUACAUCCUGGCUGUCAUGAAUAUUGUUGCCAAACUGUUCCAGGAUUCUAGCCUGGGGAAUGCAGUGAACAUUGUGGUGACGCGGCUCAUCCUGCUGAUGGAAGAUCAGCCAACCCUAGAGAUCAACCACCAUGCAGGGAAGUCUUUAGACAGCUUCUGUAAGUGGCAGAAAAACAUCCAGCACCGGAGCAGCUACGGUAACGCCAUCCCAGACAACGGGAUCGCUCACCAUGACACUGCUGUGCUUAUCACCAGAUAUGACAUCUGCAUCCAAAAGAACAAGCCCUGUGAAACCCUAGGUCUGGCUCCAGUAGGAGGAAUGUGUGAGCCGGAGAGGAGCUGCAGCAUCAAUGAGGACAUCGGGCUGGGAACAGCCUUCACUAUCGCCCACGAGAUAGGACAUACGUGAGUG